GAACUUAUAAGAAGGCGAGGUCAUAAAGCUGAUUAUGAUAGUUGGGCUGCUCAAGGUUCUGAAUAUAUUAUUUGGAACUAUGAUCACUGCCUUGAAGCAUUCAAAGCAGUUGAAAAUAAUGCACGUAUAAAUCCAGAUGAAGAAUUUAAAAAUUAUCAUGGAUUCAAUGGUUUACUUCAUGUACAAGAUUCUCCAGUUGAUAAAUUUGAUAUUUCUAAAGAUAUAAAUGGAGUAGGAGAAUAUCAAUUUACGAUGAAAGAUGGAAAGCGUUUUACAUUGGCUGAUGGUUUUUUGACAGAUGCACUGAAAGAAGUUAAAAUUUAUCCUCCAAAACCAUUUAUUCAAGGAUGUCCUCAUCCACCACCAUUUCGUGCAUUAGAUGAUAAUGUUGGCAAGUUCGUGGCAGUUAAUGUUAAAUCCUUUGCUCAUGUGUUAAAUAUUAUUUGGGAUGAAAAAAAGAAUGAUAAGAAUGUUGCAAUUGGCGCGAGAUAUUUUUGUAAUGGUAGAAUUCACAAUUCUUAUAUUGCUCCAAAAGGUGAAAUUAUUAUUUGUGGUGGUGCUAUUAAUAGUCCUCAGAUUUUAAUGCUCUCCGGAAUUGGACCAAAAAAUAAUUUAGAAGUAAAUAAUAUCAAAGUUCGUAAAGAAUUACCAGUUGGACGUAAUUUGUGGGAUCAUCCUUCAUGUUGCAUUGCUGCCACAGUUUCUGUUCCAAAUAGUACAAGUGCUUCUAAAUUGAAUUAUUCAGGUUUUGGAGUAGAUUUUGUAAUUUUUCACAAAGGUAAUAGUCAAGGAAAGGUUCCUAGUAAAAACGAAUUCCUUGAUGAACGUCCUGAUAUUCAACUUUAUGCGGGAGCACUCUUAUUUAAUAAAGGUAUUCUUGCAAACAAUCCAACGGAAGAAAAAGAAUUUUAUUCUAUGUUAUCGUCUCUUAAUAUUCCAUCAAGUGUUGGUCAUUUGGAAUUACGUAGCUCUAAUCCAUUUGCACACCCAAAAAUAUUUCUUAAUUUCUAUCAAAAACCUGAUGAUUUGUAUAGAAUGAUGAGUAGUCUUAAAUUAUCAUGUGAGAUACUCAAAAAACCUCCAUUAAGUACUGAUUGGGGUGUAAAAAUAAUUGGACUAGAUAAUGUGGAUAGCGAUAAAGGAUGGGAAAAAUACAUUCGUGAAAAAGCAACUUCAACAUUACAUGCAUGUGGCACAGUAAAAAUGGCACCAGAAUCUCAAGGAGGAUGUGUCAAUCAUCGCCUUCAAGUUUAUGGAACAGAAAAUCUUCGGGUUGUUGAUGCAUCAAUUUUUCCAACUAUUCCAGCAGGUAAUAUUAACGCUCCAACUGCUAUGGUCGCAUGGAGAGCAA
Messenger RNA from Racocetra persica, 1351 nucleotides. The record is from the annotation of a GenBank genome assembly. NCBI's taxonomy places the organism in Eukaryota, Fungi, Glomeromycota, Glomeromycetes, Diversisporales, Gigasporaceae.